AUGUCAUUCGCAACUGUUAAGCGAGACCCAACGCAUGCUCGUUGUAUGUUCUCCCUCCACCCACCCCACCAGUUUCGCGAGCUUCUGGUUCUCUGCAACCACCACUGUGGGCAGAGGAACUUCAUACCUUCGUGCUGGACCGUGGCACAUGACACGGUGGCAUUUUCAGCGGCCGCUCUGCAUGCAGCCAAGGCGGAGCUACAGCGGAAGGAGGGGGAGUUGGGAUGCAAGGUGUCGUACACUAUUGACAUCUGGACUGCGCCCAAUGGGAAAGCUUGGUUGGUUGUGUCAGGUCAAUGGAUCAACGAGUCGUUUCGGCUACGCGAGGCAGUGCUCGAGUUUCGCGAGCUUCCGGGUCGUCAUGGCGCAGCACAGAUCGCGCAGAUCGUGGAGGACACGGUGGUGAUGUGGGGGUUGGAGGGGCGUUGUCUGGGCCUCACCACAGACAACGCCUCAGCCAACAUUGCCGCGUACACAUGGCUGUCGGAGGAGGGUGGUGCUCUGGAGAUCGCUAUUGAGGGCGAGGGUGUGGAGGAGGAGGAGGAGGAGGAGGAGGAGGAGGAGGAGGAGGAGGAGGAGGAGGAGGAGGAGGAGGAGGAGGAGGAGGAGUUGGUGGAGGUAGAGGAGGAGGAUGAGAAGGAGGCGGAGGAGGAGGUGGAGGGGGAGGCGGUGGAGGAGGUGUUUGAGGACGCGGCGGAGGGGAGAGGGGCGGACGCAGCAGCGGGAGGUGGCGAGGAUGGUGGCGUUGGAGGCGGGGCUGGGACUGGGCUGUAG
This is a messenger RNA of Closterium sp. NIES-65, 774 nucleotides long. Lineage: Eukaryota; Viridiplantae; Streptophyta; Zygnematophyceae; Desmidiales; Closteriaceae. The record is from the annotation of a GenBank genome assembly.